AUAACACUGGUAGUGAUACUGAUAACACUGGUAUCAGAAAUUUUAUGUAUUGACGUUGUAUUACCAAGCAUCGCCAAUGUAUCGAUAUCACCGAUAUUUUUUACUACGUAAAUUCCAGCUCACUUGUAUCACCAAUGUAUUGAUGUUGCCAAUGUAUCGCCAAUAUUUUUUACUGUGUAAAUUCCAAAUGUCACUUGUAUCAUCAGUGUAUCAGCGAUAUUUCGAUAAUAUCGCCAAAAAUCUUUUUAUUAAAAAAAAAUCAUUAAAAGUUUUUUUUGGGCACAUGGUUUUUAUCGAUAAUAUCGCCACAUUAUCAUAUUAUCAUAACAUAGGUAAUGUCAAGACUAAUCUUUCAUUUCCUUUUUAGUUGUUGAUGAUUUCUCAGUGUAUGAAAUAUUGAUGGAUGGAUGAGAUGGCUGAGCGGAUUUAUGGCAUGGUUGGAUUGAUUUCUUACGAGAUGUCGUGCUUUUAGGACUAUUAAAUAGAAACUUAUCAUGUAUGCAUUUGUUUUAUAAUUUUUUUGAUUCCUUAAUAUGCAAAUAUGUGCAUUUUAGAUAUCUUGAAAAUUUACUGAAAAAUUCCAGCGUUAUACAUGUUUCCUUAAUGUUUUCCUGCAUUUUCAGUCAUUGGUGAUAUCGAUGUUGUUUUCGUAUCCCGCCAACAAAACUCGUAGUGGUACGGAUACUUCGAACACUGAGGGCAUGAACCCAAAAUUGAAGCAUAUCCAAUGUUCAAGUGGACCACACCACGGGAAACAAUGGAAAUUGAACACUGACCGUUGAAAACUUCCUGGGCAACAGAAGUUGCAGGUGAAGCUAAUAUUGGUGUUUUCCCUUCAUCCAUGUAUGUGUGACCUUAUGACUGUUUCCCAGUGUGGUCCACUUGAGCUUUGGAUAUGCUUCAAUUUUGGGCUCAUGCCCUAAAAUGAGAUGGAAAAACAGAUGGACAACAUGGAUAAGACAUACACAUCACAGUGGGCUGCAUAGAGUUUACUCAGUCAUGUCUGUUUAUGAAUAAGCAGUUACUUGAUCGAAUGACUGUUGAGCUUGCACACACCAGAAGUUCCAAGAUCAACUUAGUGUAAAUACUUAUUUAAUCAGCUAUCUUAUGAUUAAACUGAUACUGCUAGUGAUUGUAACAUACUAAUUAGUUUCCAUCUACGCAUAUGCGUCGCAUAUACGACGUGCAAGGUAUAAACCGUCCACUGCGGCAUGAUGGCAUUGCCACAUGUCAUGCCUCAAAUGGUGCCACUUGGCACUUGAUACAUCCAAUAGUUUGGUAGAGCAUAGUACACAAAUUCCUUGUCUAGCUAAAUCCAAUGGCAAAAACCAAACAAUCCACUUCUAUACUGGAAAUGAAUGAGAGAAGAACAAAGGCCUUCGGAGGAAUCAAGAAUAACUUGUUGGAAACAAGGGCAUUGAUAUUCUCACCAAUAUUCGAUCAUUCUACUGAAAAAAAACUAAGUGUACCAAUCUUCGAUUAUUCUACUGAAAAAACCAAGUCCCAUAACUUGUAUAUAAUACUGCAUUCUUUCUAUCAUUUGUACUCCUUGCAUAGAGAAAGAAAAGAGACGUGAAAGGAUAUACAUAAAAGAAUCAUGUCGAAGGACGAGGUUAUUCUCUUGGAUUUUUGGGGGAGCCCAUUCGCCAUGAGAGUGAAGAUUGCAUUGGCGGAGAAGGGCGUUGAGUAUGAGUCUAGAGAGGAACAUGAUCUGUUGGGCAAAAAGAGUGAGCUGUUGCUCAAGUCCAAUCCCAUUUACAAGAAGGUUCCAGUUUUCAUCCACAAUGGCAAGGUUGUGUGUGAGUCUGUCAUCAUCCUCAACUACAUUGAGGAAACUUGGCCUUCUCCGUCGUUGCUCCCCGCCUGCCCAUAUGGGCGGUCACAGGCAAGGUUCUGGUCAGAUUUCAUAGACAAGAAGGUGUUCGAAGGGGGAAGCAAGAUAUGGAAUAGCAAAGGAGAAGCCCAAGUGGAGGCAGUGAAGGAGUUCAUUGGGAUAGUGAAGGUGUUAGAAGGAGCACUUGGUGAUAAGGACUUCUUUGGUGGUGAUAGCUUUGGGUUCAUUGAUGUUGUGGCAAUUCCACUUACUUCUUGGUUCUAUGCAUAUGAGCAAUGUGGAGGGUUCAAGUUAGAGGAUGAUUGCCCAAAAAUCACUGCUUGGAUGAACAGAUGCAUGCAAAAGGAGACUGUUGCAAAAGUGAUACCUGACCCUACAAAGGUCUAUGAGUUAGUCUGCAUGUUGAAGAAGAUGUUUGGUAUUGACUAGUAAAUACAUCUCCUUACAGUACAGGAGAGAGAGAGAUGUGGGGUGGGUUGGUCUUUUUGUUCUCUUAGUUGAGAAUAAAAUAAAAGUAGGGCCUGGUUCUUUUGUUCUCGUGAUGUUGUUGUUGUUGUGGUCCUGGUCCUGCUUGUUGUUGUCGUCGUCGUCGUCGUCGUCGUCGUCAUCAUCAUUAUCGUUGUUGUUGU
Molecule: messenger RNA, 2463 nt
Organism: Magnolia sinica
Lineage: Eukaryota; Viridiplantae; Streptophyta; Magnoliopsida; Magnoliales; Magnoliaceae
Product: probable glutathione S-transferase
Exons: 2
Coding region: 1598-2263 (221 amino acids)
Biological process (GO): glutathione metabolic process
Cellular component (GO): cytoplasm
Molecular function (GO): glutathione transferase activity
Source: RefSeq, a predicted model, not a curated record